AUGGCAAACGCAACUAAUAUUGAGAUAAGCGUGCACUGUCUCUGCAAAUCGCACACCUUUUCAGCAUCACUCCCGGCUACCGAGCUGCCACUUGCAGCUACCUGUUGCCACUGCGAUCAAUGCCGUUACCUCACGGGCGGUAUGUACACCUGCGCAGUCCAGUGGCCAGGAUCACCAGAAGCCAUUUUGAGCUCCUCCCUUUGCAGAUACAAGUACGCCAGCAGUUCGACUUUGAUGUUUUGCGAAACAUGCGGGACGCCAGUGUUUGCGCAAAAGAUCUUCGAAGGCGAGGCUCCCGAUGUCUUUUACCUUGCUGCUGGCUUGCUGCCAAACUUGAAUGUUGACCUGGUCAAGGUUGCCCAACACAUUUGGGUAGGGGACACUCUGGAUGGAGGUGCUUCGGUAUUUGUGCAGAACCUAAAUGGGCCUUCUCAGCCGAUCCCCCGCUGGCGGAAGGGCCAUGGUGAGGCGGAUGGCUUGCUUGACAGUGACUGGCCGCCGCAGGCAUCGUGCCAGCAGAGGACUGCGGACGGUUCUUCGCAGAAGAGUGUACGCGUCCAGUGCAUUUGCAAAGGCGUUGAUCUGACGCUAUGGCGAGGCAAUGAUGACUUCAGCAAGCUCAAGGCGCAGGGUAAACUGCCAGGCUGGGUGAAUCCUGCCACGCUCAAACCUAUUGCCGCUUACGACGCAUGCGACAGCUGCAGAUUCAUGGUCGGCGUACCCAUCAUGCAUUGGACGUUUGCCAGAGUCGCACAACUCGGUUUCGCUGUAGGACGUCAGGAAGACGAACCGGCUUUUCCCACCAACACGUUGGACCUGAAAGCUGCGGUCAAGGCAGGCAAGGACAGUCGCUUCGGUACCCUCACAUUCUACGAGAGCUCACCGGAUGUGCAGCGCUACUACUGUUCACGCUGCUCUGCAAGCGUCUUCUAUGCUGUGGACGAACUGUCGGAUCAGAUCGACGUUUCCAUGGGUCUUGUUCAUGCACUAGAAGGCUCUAGAGCUGAGUCCUGGGUCGAAUGGGAAUGGGGUGGCCUCGGGCACAAAGACAACACUGUAGGUGGUCGGCGUGAAGCUUUUGGAAAAGCCAUCCAGGCAGAAUCAGAAGAAUGGCGAGUUGCUAGAGGAUUGCCCAAAGGGCAUCGUUUUCAGUAG
This is a messenger RNA of Beauveria bassiana ARSEF 2860, 1155 nucleotides long. RefSeq names its product DUF636 domain-containing protein. The coding region runs from base 1 to 1155 and encodes 384 amino acids. NCBI's taxonomy places the organism in Eukaryota, Fungi, Ascomycota, Sordariomycetes, Hypocreales, Cordycipitaceae. Gene Ontology annotation, molecular function: carbon-sulfur lyase activity. The record is from RefSeq and is a predicted model, not a curated record. The transcript has a single exon.